Molecule: messenger RNA, 9856 nt
Organism: Calidris pugnax (ruff)
Lineage: Eukaryota; Metazoa; Chordata; Aves; Charadriiformes; Scolopacidae
Product: connector enhancer of kinase suppressor of ras 2-like
Exons: 24
Coding region: 119-3310 (1063 amino acids)
Biological process (GO): regulation of signal transduction
Cellular component (GO): cytoplasm; membrane
Molecular function (GO): protein binding
Source: RefSeq, a predicted model, not a curated record
GCAUCAUCUUCUCUUUGGACUGCACUGCAAAAUCCUACAGCUCUCUUAGCCCAGCCAUGCUCUGAUACAUUUUUUUCUCUCCUUUUUCUGAUUUUGGUGUGAAUGAUAAAGUGAUCUGAUGAUGGCUCUCGUUAUGGAACCUAUUAGCAAGUGGACGCCCAAGCAAGUAGUGGAUUGGAUGAAAGGCCUUGAUGAUUGCCUCCAACAAUACAUAAAAAAUUUUGAAAGAGAAAAGAUCAAUGGUGAACAGCUGCUCCACAUCACUCACCAAGAGCUUGAGGAAUUGGGAGUCACUCGCAUUGGCCACCAAGAACUGAUACUGGAAGCAGUUGACCUGCUAUGUGCAUUGAAUUAUGGUUUGGAGACCGAAAACCUGAGAACUCUGUCUCACAAGCUGAAUGCCUCAGCCAAAAAUCUUCAGAACUUCAUAACGGGUAGAAGGAGGAGUGGCCAUUAUGAUGGCAGGGCCUCCAGACGCCUGCCAAAUGAUUUUCUUACCUCUGUAGUUGACCUGAUUGGUGCUGCCAAGAACUUACUAGCCUGGCUGGACAGGUCUCCAUUUGUCAGCGUGACAGAAUACUCACUGCUGAAAAACAACAUUGUUCAACUGUGCCUGGAACUAACAACCAUUGUGCAACAGGAUUGUACAGUGUAUGAAACAGAAAAUAAAAUUCUUCAUGUGUGUAAAACCUUGUCUGGGAUUUGUGACCACAUCAUUUCGCUCUCAUCUGAUUCUCUGGUGUCACAGUCAGCACAUCUUGAGGUAGUUCAUCUCACCAGCAUUAUGCCCAGUGAGGGUUUGGGAAUGUAUAUCAAAUCAACAUAUGAUGGACUACAUGUAAUUACAGGAACAACUGAAAAUUCUCCUGCUGAUCAGUGUAAGAAGAUCCAUGCUGGUGAUGAGGUGAUCCAGGUCAACCAUCAAACUGUGGUUGGCUGGCAGUUAAAGAACCUAGUAAAUGCAUUGCGGGAAGACCCAAAUGGAGUGAUUUUAACCUUGAAAAAACGUCCUCAGAAUACCCUGGUUUCUGCUCCUGCUCUUCUGAAGAAUGUGAGGUGGAAGCCUCUUGCGCUUCAGCCUGUAAUUCCAACCAGUCCAACAAGCAGCUCUACAACACCAACAAGUACAAUGGGCAUAUCCUCAAAAAUGGAGAACUCUGCACUCCAAGACGUUUUCAUUCUGUCUCCUAUGUCAGGACUCUAUGGCCCUAGGGAUGAAAUUGGAAUAAUGUCUUGUGAUGACAUCAGCAAAUUUGGAAAACCUGGAAUGAAAGGCUCUGAGUCUCCAAGCUAUUUCUUGGAGCAUGAAAGUGGGAAAUACUACACCUUAAUUGAAGGUGAAGGCCACCCUGUGAGCUCUGAGUAUGAGAGAAGCAGAGCUGCAGGAGUGCGGAGAAGAGAAAAAACACCCACUCACGGAGAUUUAAGGCCUGUUUCUAUGCCUACCGAGUACAGUUGGAUAGGGGAGUCCAAAGAACAAAGCGUGUACAAGAGGGGAAGCAGAGACUCUGAGAAUUCACUCCUGCGGUAUCUGAGUGAUGACAAGAUACUGGUUAUCCAAGAAGAGCCUUUGACACAAAAAGACAACAAAAGGGACACAGGUCGUAGGUCAAGAAAAAAGGGCAAAACCACAAGCAGUCCAAACUACCCUAUUAGUCCACCUGUGCUGACAUCUACUAUUAAUGUCAGGCUUGAACCCGGACAGCAAGAUGUCUUGAAUUUCUCACUAGCAGAAAACAAUACAGUUCCACUUUAUCAUAGAGCAGGGGACACAGUCAGUGGAGAUACUGAAAGAUAUGCUAGUUCUGCCAUUGACCGUCAAGGAAGCACAUCCAUGAGGAAGUCAUUUCACUACGCUUCCCUCAGGGUAAAAAGCAGAAAAUGGUCAAAAGGGAGCUCUCUAACGAGUGGGAGCAGAAGACGGAUUUCCUGCAAAGACUUGGGGCACGGAGACUGUGAAGGCUGGCUGUGGAAGAAAAAGGAUGCCAAAGGUUAUUUCACACAGAAAUGGAAAAAGUACUGGUUUAUUCUGAAGGAUUCCUCCUUGUACUGGUACACAAACCAGAAUGAUGAAAAAGCAGAAGGAUUCAUUAGUUUACCUGAGUUCAGAAUAGACAGAGCAAUUGAAUGCAGAAGAAAACAUGCCUUCAAAGCAUGCCACCCCAAAAUAAAAAGCUUCUACUUUGCAACAGACUGCCUUGAAGAAAUGAAUAGAUGGAUGAAUCGUUUGGGUCUUGCAGCAAUUGGUUACACCCCUGAUGACAAGGAUAUUCAUCCAGAUGAAGAUUACUGGAGUGAGAGCGACCAGGAUGACAUCGACGGCUCUUUAACCCUGAAGCAGGAAGGCUCUUCAACACUGUGUGACUCCUAUCAUCGAACACCCUCAGUGAAUUCUUCAAGUCCAUUCCCUGAAGCCAAGCACGGUAGACACUUUUCAAGUGAAUCAACGUAUUCUCAUUCUUCUGCCGAGGACUCUCGGCAAGAGGCAGCAGGAAGCACCCACUCCUCAGGAUGCAGACCUCCCUACCGAGAAAGACGCUCCUGGCAGGAUCUGAUAGAGACUCCAUUAACCAGUUCAGGGCUCCAUUUUCUGCAGACUGUUCCUCCUGAUGCAGAGUACACGAGUGGCCGACCUGGAAUGUCGCCUGACAAACGAAGACAGGCAACGCUACCAGUACAAAGGCGUCAUAAUUACGAGCAGGAUGGGCCUUUCCCUUUGGUGGGAUGUCAAAGGGGACACAGCUCCCAUAGCAGGCCACAAAAGCAACGUAGUCAAAGCCUUCCCCGAAACAGAGAUGUCAGGGGCAAGGGACGCGUGCAGUCCAUAGAAGGAACAGAUGACAAGCUGGAAGAGAAAGUUCCUAUUAGAAGGCAUAAUAGUUUCUGUGCAGAAGAAAAUGUAAAAGAGAUUGGAGAACAUACAGAUGGUCUGCAAGAACUAUACAAAUCUCUGGAACAAGCUAGUUUGUCAGCCUUUGGAGAGCAGCGUCCUUCCACCAAGCAGGAGUUCCGCAGGUCUUUUGUAAAGCGAUGUAAUGAUCCCAUUAUCAAUGAAAAGCUUCACCACAUCAGAGUUCUCAAGAGCACUUUAAAAGCGAAGGAAGGAGACCUCACAGUUAUCAACAGCCUUUUGGAUGAUCCCAACUUAACAUCAAAGAAGUUUAAAGAUUGGAAACUAAAGAACUAUGAAUUUUUCCUGGACAUUUGUGAGUACAGUGCUGCUGUGAAAUCUCAAAAUGGAGCCUCUGAACUGGCAACCUCAGCACCAAUGCUGACACACACACACUCGUUCAUUGAAACUCACGUGUGACAGAACUCGUAUCCUGAAUAAUUGCUGGGUGCCAUGAAAAAGCGAGUAAGACAAACACUGUAAUAUUUAUUGAUAAUAUACUCAGCAGUACUGUAAAUAAGUUGGGUAAGAGACUAGCGCCACAGGAUGCCUACUACAUUGCAUGAUAUGACAAUAAUAUUCUUUAUGAAUUUUUUUUGUUUGCUAUUAUCAACCAAUGUCCGUAUCAAGCUCUGCAUUAGAAAGAAGAAGUGCAGAAGUGUAACUGAAAAUAAGUACCAGUAUAUUUAAAGUACUGUACUAAAACUAAGCUUAUAGUAUGAGGUUCUACUAUCAUUUUAUAUAUUUAGAUAUAUAUAAAGACAUAUCUAUGUAUAUAAAAUGUAACACAGUAGUUGACAUUUACUUUUAAAAUGCCCUAAAGUUCACAUUUUUCUUGAGAAAAAUAAAAUUAAAACAUAAAUACAUUGGCCACUCUUAGAGAUGAACGUUUAUUUUUGCAACAUUUCCAGGUAGUGACCAUCUUUGCAAACAAAAGGACAGAGUUAUCAAAAUGUAAACUCAAUCCCUAUAGUGUGCCUUAAAAUGUACACUGUACAUCUAGCAAAUAGAUCCCAAUCUGGCCCUAUGGGCAUACUGUACAUGCCAUUUAGAUACUGUGUUUGUAACGUACUGUGCCUGCCUUUGAAGUGAAUGAACAUAAGCAAGCAGGUAUGGCACAGAGGUUAAGAUAUGAGUAGAACAAUGUUGGUUGUUCACUAAUGCUGCAACUUAAACUGAUUUUAAUAUAAUUUGAAGUAUUUCAUGGUGGAAGAAAAACAUCUGCGCUGAAUAUGGUACAUACUGCAGGUUUUCAUAUUUUCUUCACUGUGAAUUUAAGUGACACAUGACUGUGAGUCACAAAAUUAAAAAAAGCUCUGAUACUUCAAGGAUGAGAAUUUUAAAAAUCCUGAACUAAUCAAUUAAAUUCUGUAAUAGAGUGACAUCUAGAGCUGAGUAAAUUAUUCAAAAUUAUAUAAUGUCUGGCAAUAAUUUUUAACUGUUAGUAGUAGAUUAGCAAGUGGGUGAAGUUAUUCAAUACAUCAUUUGAAAACCAAUCUGUAUUGAUUGGUUUGGGAAGACACGCAAGUCACAUAGUGUAUUUCACUUCCUUGCCUGGAUGAGAAUGAUUUCUAAGAAUCAGAUUUUGGAGAAAAUACUUGUAUUCUUGGAAAGAAAAAAAAAAAAAAGUUUGCUCUGAAUGGUAGUGAAUAUAAAUUUCAAACACCCAUUCAUGAUUUUCUUUGACUAUGCUUGCUAGAAUAUUUCUAGAAAGCAGAACCAAGGGGAUGUGAAUAUAGUUGACGUCAUUUCACUUAAACACAGAUAUUCACUGAACAUUUUUUCACAAGAUAAACCUAGCCAUCUCUCAUACAUCAAGAACUGUAAAAUUCAUACAGUUCAAUGUAACGUAGGAAAAAACAUUAUCUCAAUGAGGUCCUAGUAUCAGAGAGAGAUUUAAUGAUUCACACAGCCAGAACUGGGUGAAGGCAUGCUGUUUGUUUAGCUCAGUCUCCACAAAGCAGCUGUGGUGGGUUGGCCUCGACUGGCUGCCAGAUGCCCACCAAGAUGCACUCACUCCCCCUCCUCAACAGGACAGGGGAGGAAAUAUAGUGGAAAAUCUCGUGGGUUGAGAUAAAGACAGGGAGGUCACCUACCAAUGACCGUCAUGGGCAAGACAGACUUGACCUGGGGAAAAUUAGAAUCUAAUUUAUUGCCAAUUAAAAAUACAGUUGCAUAGUGAGAAACAAAGACAAAACUAAAAACGCCCUUUCCCCACCUCCUCCCUUCUUCCCAGCCUCAAUUUCAGUCCUUUGUCCCCAGCUUUUCUACCUCCUUCCCCCCUCAGUGGUGCAGGGAGAUGGGGAACGGGGUUGCAGUCAGAUCAUAACACUUUCCUCUGCUGCUCCUUCUUUACACUGUUCCCCUGCUCCACUGUGGGUCCCUUCCUAUGGGGUAAGGGCCCCAUGUUUGUAGUUUCCAGACCAUGCCCAACAUGGGAGCAGCCCCAUGUCUUUUCUCAGAGAGGCCACCCCUGCAGGCCCCCUGCUACCAAAACCUUGCCAUGUAAACCCAAUAUGGCAGCUGAAGAAACACAAUUCGGAUUUGGUUUUUACUCUCAUUUUCACUGGCAUUUAUUUGAACCACAGAAGAUGCAGUGAUCAAACAAGUAAGAGUCUGUACCUAUACAAGAUGUUAUUAGUAGAGAAGUAUCACUGACAGCUGGUUUGAGUUCUUCACAUCCCACAGGCAACUGAGUCACAGCGUCAUUGCAACAACUGCAUAACACCAUUUGGAUAGAUAGACACCAUGAAGGCAUGUUUGGCCUGCUUCAACAAAGUAAUCAACUCUGUAAUUAAGAAUCACUGAAGACAAUAGCUCCUUAAAUGCACUCACCAGACCUUAAUCAUAUUUCCAUUGCAGUAAACAGCAAAACACCAGUGACUUCAGAGGACCAGGAUCACGUUGUAUGCAUUUUUCUUGAAUAUUAAACAUGCACCUCACGUUCUGUCUAAGCACCUGAGGUAAUAAAAAAGAUAGAGGCAAUAGAGAACAACAGUUUGCCACCACAGGUUUCACCAAUAUUGGAGUUGCAGUAUUCAUGCAAAAUGUAGAAAUAAAUUGAAUUGUAUUUACUACGUGAAUUUUGUAGUACUGGACAACUGAAUAGCGGAAGCAUUCAUAGAAUUUGCCUAGCUUUUUUUCGUAUCAGACCACUAAAAGCUCUAUAUUUCACUAUUUUUUAAUACUAUCCUUCAUAUAAUGUGGGAGAAAUACUACCCAGUGAAGCAAACAACAGGGUAAAUUGCGGAAGCCGUUUAGAAACUAGUUCAUACUGUAUAUGCAAACAGAUAGUCACAGAAUUAGCUAAAUGGACUGAACUUUCUAUAUUCAUAAAGAAAUUUAAACACACCUUUUGUUUCAAACCCAAAAGAUGGUUUGUGCUUUCAUAAUAAAAGAUCUGUACAAUUUUAAAAUACCUUUCAAAAAGGAUUUCAAAUGCCAUUGUAUUGUAACUCAAGACAGAAAUGACAAUUGCCCACUAAGCAUAUUCAGUGAAGUCCCUAGAAAACAAGAAAUAAGCUAGUUCUCUUCUCAAAUGCUACUUACAGAUACAGCUGAAAAUUACAAAUAUCAUCAGGAAGGUGUAUUUCUCAAAAAUAACACAAAUAGUAAGGAAAAUAUACAAUCUCAAUUUUCAUUUUGCAAGGUUGAAAAAAUACAUAUUUCUGAAAUAUGAGUAGAUGAGAUGAAAAGUUGAGAAAUCAUACUUUCGCUCAGCUUAUCUUUAAAAUCUGUCAUGAGGUCACCUUUUCUGGAAUUCUGCGAGUCACAGGUGUCUGUUCUGCUCUUGGAGAGCAGUUCUCUUGAAAUAUGAUUCACACUGAAUAGUCAAGAUAAAUUAUCCAAGAGAUUCAUAAGGUGAACUGAGGUACACUGAAAAAAUCUCCUGUAAUGGUGUUAGGAUUAACUGGGAGAAAAGUCUGAAAGAUUUGUCUAGCAUUGCUUAUGCCUUAGAGCGAGCAAAAUCUAAUGGUUAAAUUAAGCAAUACAAAGACUUCAUUCUUUCACAAACGCCAGCUGGCAUUUGAAAGUCAUUUCACAAGAAUUUUGUCAUACUUUUUGCACGUGUACUCAACUCUAUACUACAGCCCUCCCCACCACCAGUUUCUUCUUUCUGGACAUAGGUACUAAUGUAGCUCUACUGUAGAAAGAAUGUACAAUUUCUCCUUAGUUUUCCCAGAGGGAAAUGGUGCAUUUCUAGGGAAGACAGAAGGGUGUGGGUUGUAGCAAUGGCUUUUUGCUUGGGGUGUGGGUUUGUAGAUUUUCCACGUACCACAUGCCUUAGCCCACUGGGCUUCAAAUCUCACUGGAGACAAUACACCAACUUCCCUGUUGCCAAAUUAUAUUUAUUUACCAUGAAUAUAAAAAAUAGGUAGUAACAGGAAAGACUGAAGAAGCAAUAUUAGCUAAUUAAUUUAUAUCGAGUAAUAAAAAGUUCUUUUCCUUUCAGAACUUUUUUCCUCAUUAAAGCUAAGGUUCAGAGAAGGUUUUUCAGGUGAGCUACUGCAGGGACAGACUCCUUGUCUGCUCUUACCCCAGACGAACUCAUGGUGUGGCUGAGGCUCCCAGUGGGGUUAACUGGGUGUGCACCUGGAAGUCAAACCUGAGCCAUAUCAGUUGAUGAAUAGAAACUGCAUUGUUAUUUAAACAGAAACCAGUAAAUUGUAUUUUCUUAGUUCAUUUUAAAAACUAUUUUCUUCACUCUUGUUACGUAUAAAGCAUAAUGAUGUACUUCUGAUCAGUUUCAUAGAGUAAUUCAGGGAGGCAACUCUUUAUUCUUGAUAAAACUAAUAGAUGAAGAACCAUUUUUUAAAGCUUAGUUUCUAUGUUUUAUGGGUGAUAGCAGACUUCCGCAUUCAGAAAGAGGAUUACAAAUAAUAUUGUUUAAGCUAUUAUCAGUUUUUGAGAUAGCUGAUAUACUACUGGGACCUACUCUUAAUAAAUAUUUUAAAAAUUCAGACAGAUGCUGCCUGUUAUGUUCAGGAAAAGAACCAUAUUCAUUCUUAAUGCAGGCCAGACAGAUAUAUCUUUAUUUUUAUCAAGCACAUACAAGUGUUAAAAGUGACAAUUAGGGACUUUGCUGUAUGCAUUAAUGCCACUGUACGAGCAGUAUUUGAAAGAAUGCAAUGUUGUAAAAAUGAUAAAAUCUGUCGACAAACUGUUGUUUGACCAACUAGGCCCUCUAGCUUCUGUCCUCACAUUCCUAGAAUAUUGUUCAUUCCCAGGCAUUGGUGAGGGUAUCAAUACAGAUCUUUUUACUGACUGUAAAUGCAUCUGUCCGAAUGCUGCAGAUUAAAUAAGGAUGCCACAUUAUACAUACUAACUCUAUUGCAUUUUUUUCACUAGCAACCAUGAAACAAAUAUGUCUUAACAAAUCAUGUUCACUGGCCAAAAUAUAAGACCCUGUUACCAGCUAAGACUUCUGUUUUACUGAGAAACAAGGAUUUCAGCUGAAAAAUCUGAGAGGAAAACAGGUUAGGAUAUAAGAGAAAUGCACUAGUGUUAAUAAACUUUUUACAUUUGACACAUACUGUAUUACAGAGAAAAAUAUCCUUGUAAGACCAUUAAUUGCUGGGCCAUAGGUGACUUCUGUCUAGUUUACUAAAGUAGCUAAUAAAUCUUGUAUAGAGAGCCUUUUUUAGAUAAUGCUUACAUGUAUGAAAAUGUAUGACACCCUUGUACUAUGGCUUGCACUUUACUUGCAUUAAACUGUGAAGUAGGCUGUAGUAAUGUCUUUGUAUAUUCAGGGGUUGAAAUACCAAAGCACUGGAGUAUCGCACUGCUGGUGUUCAACCUGUACUGUUCAUUGAAUCUGAACGUGCUGACAACGUGUGUUUUGAAAACCCCACUAACUCCAAAUCUUUAGCAAAUAAUGCUAUGGGGUCUCCAUGGUCUUUGUUUCUUUGUAAAUAUGAACAUUCUUACUGUUUCUGUAGCAAUAGGAGGUUAUAAACCAAACUUUCACUAGGACUGUUUUCAAUAACAAAAAAAUCUAUAGCGCCUUGUAUAAAAAUCAUGGAGACUCCAUGACCUGUGGGCAUUUUUUGUUUACAAGCAGUAUGUAUAUAUGUAUUAGAGGCAGAACUGUUAUUUAUCACAAAACUAUAUUGUGGAUUAUUCUUUCUAAAAUAAAUAUGUUUUUCUGUCAUUAUAAAAAUAAGUAUUUUAGAGCCAUCUUGAAAAGUCUGAAGUGUGAAGGCUUCACAUACUAGCAAUCUUCCAUGUUUCAGCCUUGUUUUUCUAAUUGGCUGUGAGAUGACCUGAGGAAAUGGUGAUCCACCUCUCCGUGCCGGGGAAAAGGUCCGAGUCGUGUCACAGUUUCUGAGCAUUCUGCAACUUUUUUAUAAUCACCAUCUUGCUUAAGCGCUUUAAUGAGCAGAUGCUCCCCCGCUCCCGUAGUAAAGUCCCUCAGCUCAUGGAUGCUACAGAGAGAGAAACCCAACUGCUCUAGACUAAUACAGGUAAAACUAGGUUUCAACCCCUGAAUAAUACAGUAUUUCUUCAGUUUCACAACAGUAUUUUUAAUUUUAUACUUGUCUAUGUUGAGAGAUGAUCCAAUAGUUUAUAUAGGCAACGAACGUUAGGUUUCUUUUUUCCCUCUUUUCAGAUGAGUUCUGUGUGAAUUACUGUACCCGGCUGCGUUUUUUCUAUCACAGAUUAUCUUGGUAACUUUUUGUGUGUCUACAACGAAAAUUUAUGAAUGGAAAACUUCACUGUGUGUUGCUCACUGGGCAUAUACCUCAUGGUACAUUGCACAGACGUGUAAGUUGUAAGUUGCACUGCAACAUUAAAAAAGGAACAUAUUGCUCUUUUUUCAAAGAUAUUAACUUAUUUAAGAGAUAUAGUCUGUACAUUAUUAAAAAGAACAUUUAUUCUUCCUAAAGUCAAACAAAGCUUUUGUUUUGGGGAAAAAAAAAAGUUGUAAACUUCAGUUGUAAAUUUGGACUUCAAUAAACGAAUUAC